Monoraphidium neglectum is the source of this 231-nucleotide messenger RNA. RefSeq names its product Putative acyl-CoA-binding protein. The record is from RefSeq and is a predicted model, not a curated record. The coding region runs from base 1 to 231 and encodes 76 amino acids. The transcript is spliced from 4 exons. Gene Ontology annotation, biological process: fatty acid metabolic process. Gene Ontology annotation, molecular function: fatty-acyl-CoA binding. Lineage: Eukaryota; Viridiplantae; Chlorophyta; Chlorophyceae; Sphaeropleales; Selenastraceae.
AUGGGCCUCGAGGAGGACUUCCAGGCAGCGGCUGCGGAGAUCAAGCCGGUCCACGGCGUGUCGUGGGAGGAGAUGCUUGAGAUGUACGGUCUCUACAAGCAGGCCACCAUCGGGGACAACAACACCUCCAAGCCGGGCAUCCUGGAUCCUAAGGGCCGGAAGAAGUGGGACGCAUGGGAGAGCAAGAAGGGCUUGAGCAAGGAGGAGGCCAUGACCAAGUACAUCGAGUGA